AUGGAAUCAAAUAGCUUUGACAACUACUCUGCCAAUGUCAUGGUCGACGGAAAGCCCAUCAACCUCGGUCUUUGGGAUACCGCCGGACAGGAAGAUUACGAUCGUCUCCGCCCUCUUUCUUACCCCCAGACCGACGUCUUCCUCAUCUGCUUCUCCCUUGUCUCCCCUCCCUCAUUCGAGAACGUCAAGACCAAGUGGAACCCUGAGAUCAGCCAUCACGCCCCCAACGUCCCCACCAUUCUUGUCGGUACCAAGUUGGAUUUGCGCGAGGAGAAGGAGACCUUGGACAAGUUGCGCGAGAAGCGCAUGUUGCCCAUCACCUACCCCCAGGGACUCCAGAUGGCCAAGGAGAUCUCGGCUGUCCGUUACCUUGAGUGCUCGGCAUUAACCCAGAAGGGUCUCAAGAACGUCUUUGACGAGGCCAUCCGUGCCGUCCUCUGCCCCGUCCAACCCACAAGGAAGUCGAAGAAGUGCCUGAUCCUCUAA
Molecule: messenger RNA, 486 nt
Organism: Linnemannia hyalina
Lineage: Eukaryota; Fungi; Mortierellomycota; Mortierellomycetes; Mortierellales; Mortierellaceae
Source: the annotation of a GenBank genome assembly